This is a messenger RNA of Girardinichthys multiradiatus, 1066 nucleotides long. It is a transcript of the gene ndufa8, whose product is annotated as NADH:ubiquinone oxidoreductase subunit A8. The transcript is spliced from 4 exons. The coding region runs from base 148 to 666 and encodes 172 amino acids. Lineage: Eukaryota; Metazoa; Chordata; Actinopteri; Cyprinodontiformes; Goodeidae. The record is from RefSeq and is a predicted model, not a curated record. Gene Ontology annotation, biological process: mitochondrial electron transport, NADH to ubiquinone.
CGUCAUCAGGACGCCCCAGACGACGUAAACUGACCUUCUCGCGGCCUCGUUGCUCUCGUCCCUGAAAUAAACGGGGGAGGACGUUGGAUGGUUAUUCUCAGCGGUGUUUGAUUUUAGUUGCUUGUUUUAGAAAACAAGCAGUUAGCUAUGCCGACAACGCUGGAAAUUCCGACGUUGCAUGAGCUGAAGGUGGAUGAGAUAAAAGUGUCGUCUGCAGUUCUAAAGGCUGCUGCCCACCAUUAUGGCUCCCAGUGUGACAAACCCAACAAGGAGUUUAUGCUCUGUCGCUGGGAAGAGAAGGAUCCAAGGAAGUGUCUAGAAGAAGGGAGGAAGGUCAAUGAAUGCGCUCUAAACUUUUUCAGACAAAUCAAGGGAAACUGUGCCGAGUCCUUCACAGAGUACUGGACCUGCUUGGAUUACACCAACUUGGCAGAACUACGCCACUGCCGCAAAGAGCAGCAAGCUUUUGAUAGCUGUGUCCUUGAUAAGCUGGGUUGGGAGAGACCUCAACUGGGAGAUCUAUCUAAGGUAACCAAAGUGUCAACCUCGCGGCCUCUCCCAGAGAACCCCUACCACUCUAGACCUCGUCCUGAGCCCAACCCGGCCACCGAAGGCAAACUGGAGCCUUCCAAAUAUGGUAGCAGGUUAUUCUUCUGGAACUGGUGAAACAGCUUCAGAAGGAGAAAAAAAAAAUCAGUCACCAUCCAAAGUCAUGGGUUCUGUCCAAAAAGAGCAAGACUAUUUGAGCAUCCAUAUGAUGAUGAUGAUGAUGAUGAUGAUGAUAUCAGGUGGUUGAAAUCUCUAAGGUGUGAGCACAAGCGUUUAUGAUGCUACUCUUUGCAACCUUUUCUGUGGAUGUGCUUGGAUUUGGACAGGAUUCAUGUCUAUACAGUCUUUUUAAAAGCUGUGCCCCACCAGCUUUGUCAAACAGUUUGAUGUAGGAAAGAAAAAUGGAUGAUUGGGACAACAAAAUAAAUCAGUUUCUGCAGCUUUCCUAAACAUUUCUGUAAAUGUAAUGAUUAUACAAAAACAGCAAGUCGUCAGAUAAUAAAGAUUUAAAUUAUAA